CAAUUCAAGAGGACAAAUUUCGCUAUACCACAGGUUUCCCCAACUACCAUACAAGACUAGGUGAACUUACAUUCGCAUCGUUUCGUUAAUGAGAACAAGCUAAUAGAACCUUCAUGUUUGUUUAAUAAAAGCUAAGCUGGGAUUAUGGAACAUCAGACGGCAUCUUGCGCCUAUACAAAACUAGAACUUGUAGGCCGUGGUUCAUACGGUGCUGUAUACAAAGGUCUUCGAAAUGCUACAAAAGAGAUUGUAGCAAUUAAAGUCUUGAAUCUGGACACAGCAGAAGACGAAGUAUCAGAUAUCCAAAAAGAAAUUACUGUUUUAAGUGAAUUAAAGCAACGUGAAUCUGAAAAUAUCGUUAAAUACCAUGGAUCAUACUUGGUAGGUACAAAUUUAUGGAUCAUUAUGGACUAUUGCCAGGGCGGCAGUGUUCGUACUUUAAUGGAAGCUGGUCAAUUAAGUGAGCCUUAUAUUUCUAUUAUCCUUCGUGAAACUUUACAGGCCUUAAAAUUCAUUCAUCAUGCUGGUAUUAUUCACCGUGAUAUAAAAGCAGCUAACAUUCUUGUUUCUGUGUCUGGUAAUGUCAAGCUUUGCGAUUUUGGUGUCGCUGCAGAAAUCAAUAUUAAUCGAAGGAAGCGAACAACUUUUAUUGGCACUCCCUAUUGGAUGGCUCCUGAAGUUAUUCGUGAUGGACAAGAAUACAAUGUCAUGGCUGAUAUAUGGUCUUUAGGAAUUACGGCUUACGAAAUCGCGACUGGUUCUCCUCCUCAUGCCAAAGAAGACCCAUUUCGUGCAGUUUUCCUUAUUGCGCAUACUCCCCCACCAAAGCUCGAAGGAAACUAUAGCAGCUUAUUAAAGGAAUUUAUUGCUUUUUGUUUACAUGUUAUUCCGAAUAAGCGUUUGGAUGCCUCUGAACUUUUAAAAUCAAAGUUUAUCAAGCAAUACGCACGGCUACCUGGAAAUGAGCUGUACAAUCUGAUAAAACGUUAUGAAAAUUGGCAAGCGGCUGGCGGUGUUCCGGAUACUUUAAUGAAUCCACACGAGCCUGAAAAUGGCAGCGACCAAGAUAAUGAUACUUCUGAAACAAUGUUGGAUGAUGAUUGGGAGUUUGGAACAGUCAAAAAAACACAUCAACAACGUUCCUCCUCGUCUUCAGGGUCUGAAACCCCAACUUCCAAGCCGACCUCGUCUACAGCUGUAUCUGCCACAGAAAACGAGUCUCAUCCUCUUAUGCAGCUUUUUCAAAAUAGCUCUAUGCCGAAUGAAGAUCCCUCUAACAUUGGCCGAGGUAUUGCAAACCAAGAAUCGAAUAUUAAACCUUCAUACUCUCAGAUUGAACUGCCAAGUUUUGACAAGGAAGAUGAAUGUUUGAAAAACAAACCAACUGUUAAUCCGAAACAAUCGAGAUCUCCAGAAGAAUCAGAAUUGGUUGUCAAUCGGAGCAGAGGAAAUGCUAUGAAUUCUAUAGACCAGAAUGUGAAGCGUCCAUUACCACGCGUGGUGCAAAGACAAAUGAAUAUGGGCAAAAGAGGCAUAUCCAUGUCUCCUAUGAAAGGCCCUCUUCGAUUUCCAUCCUCACUAGAUCCCCAGUCUAGGAGUGUUUCCAUGGGUGCCUUUGAACACUUGAACACUUCAGCAGAUACCAGCGCCCAUAAAACGCACUCCUUUUUACCCCCAAUAGAUGUUGCUAGAUCAUCUAAUAACCAACCUUCAAAAGCUACUUCUCCGACAAUUCCCAAACACCCUAUCAAUUCACCCACUGUAAAGCCUUUUAACUCGAAAUUACGAGCACGUUUACCCCCAUUAUCUAUUAAUCCUCUUCAAUCGAACACAGCUUUAAAUGAAAAUAAUGAACCCCCAGCUGUUAAGCCAUUACCAUUGGAAUUAUUUGAUGAUAGUUCUUAUAACAUGCAUACUAUGAAGUCCUCUAUAAAAUUGGAAUUAGACAAUCUCUUGACAGAAAUGGACAUCUACUUGAAAGGAUUGGAAAUGAGCCUCGCCAAAGAAAAAGAUUUUUAAUGACUUAUUACGAGUUUGUUUUAUCGUUAUUGUUUUUCUUUAUUAUUUAUUUAAGUCUCUGAAGUAUAAAUACCAUCUUCAGUGAGUUGCGUGUUGCUCAGAGAAUUUUUGAUUUAAUUUUACUACCGUCAAAUUAACAAUAAAAAUCCUAAUUGAUAAUCCAUAAAAAUUUCAUUAAUAAACGACUUUGAGGUUUGUAUUUAGUCGUCUAAUAGACUAAAAGACCGUGCCAGUAAAUUGUCAGAACCUCUUUUUGUUGAUUG
Schizosaccharomyces cryophilus OY26 is the source of this 2282-nucleotide messenger RNA. RefSeq names its product STE/STE20/YSK protein kinase Nak1. Gene Ontology annotation, biological process: protein phosphorylation. Gene Ontology annotation, molecular function: ATP binding; protein kinase activity. NCBI's taxonomy places the organism in Eukaryota, Fungi, Ascomycota, Schizosaccharomycetes, Schizosaccharomycetales, Schizosaccharomycetaceae. The transcript has 3 exons. The coding region runs from base 145 to 2019 and encodes 624 amino acids. The record is from RefSeq and is a predicted model, not a curated record.